This is a messenger RNA of Spodoptera littoralis (African cotton leafworm), 1320 nucleotides long. NCBI's taxonomy places the organism in Eukaryota, Metazoa, Arthropoda, Insecta, Lepidoptera, Noctuidae. The record is from the annotation of a GenBank genome assembly.
AUGUUACGUGUAGGGCUGUUGGUGGCCAUAGCCACUUGCGUCGCUCUGGCGGCUGCCAGGAGCUCCGGUUCUUCCGACGAUAUUCAGGAGUUGUUGGAAAAUGUCGACUUACGCUACUCUACUGAUGUAUUUGAAGAUGCAAACUUAGAUGUGCCAGAAUUGAUCACAAAAUACCGUUACCCAGUUGAGACACACACGGUGACAACAGAAGAUGGCUACAUCUUGCGAAUGCACCGCAUCCCUCACGGACGUGAUGCGAACAAUGUACCGAAUCAGAAAAAGCCGGUCGUGUUCAUCAUGCACGGUCUACUUUCUUCAUCUGCUGACUUUGUUAUAAUGGGCCCCGGCUCUGGUUUGGGAUAUAUUCUCGCUGAAGAAGGAUACGAUGUAUGGAUGGGCAACGCUCGCGGUAACUACUACUCUCGUAAUCACGUCAGACUAAACCCUGACGCUUUGCUGAGUACAGCAUUCUGGCAAUUCUCUUGGGAUGAAAUAGGCAACAUUGACUUGCCCACUAUGAUUGACUACGCCCUUGAGGUUUCGGGACAAGAGAGGCUGCACUACAUCGGUCACUCACAGGGUACUACGUCUUUCUUCGUUUUAGGAUCCUUGCGACCUGAAUACAAUGCUAAAAUUAUUUCUAUGCACGCCAUGGCUCCAGUAGCUUACAUGGCCAACAAUAGAAACCUAUUUUUGAGGGCUUUGGCAUCUUAUGGUGACGAUAUUGAAAGCAUUGCUCGUCUGAUUGGCAUCGGUGAGUUCAUGCCCAACAGUGUUAUCUUCACGUGGGCCGGCCAAUCUAUGUGUCGCGAUGAAGUAGUAUUCCAACCAAUCUGCAGUAACAUCAUGUUCUUGAUUGGUGGGUGGAACGAAGACCAACACAAUUCGACGAUGAUGCCUGCUAUCUUUGGCCACACACCGGCUGGUGCAUCAGUAAGACAGUUCCACCACUAUGGACAGGGUAUCACAGACAGAGGUUUCCGUCGCUACGACCACGGCUCCCGAAUCUCCAACUACAGAGCAUACGGUUCCUUCAGGCCUCCAAACUAUGAUUUAUCUAAAGUAACGACUCCUGUGUUCCUCCACUACUCCGACAGCGACCCGUUGGCCCAUGUCAAUGAUGUUGACAGACUGUUCAGAGAGCUUGGUAGACCGAUAGGAAAGUUCCGUAUUCCUCAACGCACAUUUAGCCAUAUUGAUUUUAUAUAUGGUAUUAAUGCAAGAGAGCUACUAUAUGAUAGGAUCAUUAAUCUAAUCAAAGCUAUGGAUGCCAAUGCCUUCGACGAAGUUAAUAAAAUCAUCGAAUACACCGAACAAUAG